AUGAAAAGGCUCAGGAUAUUUAUAAAUCGGAAUGCAUGUUUUUCAAGAGAGCCUAAUUAUUUCUCCAAUGAAUUAAGAGUAUUUGAUUGGCGUAGUUAUCCUGGUUAUUCUUUCCCACAAAACCUUAAUGGAGAGAAACUCAUCGUUUUAAAAAUGUAUGAAAGCUUGUUCAAAGAAUUGGGAGACGGAUUGAAGAGUUUCCAGAAUUUGAAAAUUAUGAGAUUCUCUAAAUGUAAAUUCUUAACAAAGAUUCCUGAUAUGUCGGGACUCCAGACUCUAGAGGAUUUGAACAUUGAGUAUUGCAAUAACUUGGUUGAGGUACAUCAAUCUAUUGGCUUCCUUGAUAAACUCGUCAAAUUGUCAAUUGUCAAUUGCCACUGCCUUACUAGAUUUCCAAAAUCACUCAAGUUGAGAUCUCUAAAACACCUCCGUCUUUCUUGUUGCAAAAGGCUGGAGAAGUUUCCUGAAAUUGACAGUGAAAUGAAACGUUUGACAUUUGUUUCACUAGAGGACAUGACUGCUAUAGAAGAAUUGCCUUCAUCUAUUGGGAAUCUUACUAGCCUUGAGUAUUUAGUUAUAAACGGAUGCUACAAACUAAGCUGGCAUCUCCUUAACAGCAUUUCUCAGUUGCAACAUCCAUGUGGGCUCAGUUUCAGUUGUUGGUCACAUGAAACGCAAAGUCCCUUUAUACCCUCCUCAAUAUAUAUAGCGUUUCCAGACCUAGAAUCUUUGUCUCUUUCCACACGGACACAAUAAAAAAUAGAUCAUUUUAGUCUGUCAAUUGGCCGCUAUUCCACAUUGAAAACUUUAAAUAUAUGUGAAAGCAAUAAUGUUAUCCUUCCUAAGUGGAUCAAAAUAUUUGUUCGAUUACGGGAGCUUGAGUUGUCAUAUUGCGAACAACUUAAAGAAAUCUCAUAACUUCCUCCAAAAAUAGAAAUCCUAGAUGCUCGUGGAUGCAGGUCAUUGGAGAUUUUUCCUGAGGUAUCAAAGAAGUUUGAAUUCAAUACAAGCAGCUUACGUAACCUAAGUUUGGUUAACUUGAGUGGAUGCCAUAAAAUGGUUAUAAAUCCUAUACGGUUUCAGGUCUCUCUCUCUCUCUCUCUCUCUCCCUCGUAGUACUGUGUACCUUAAUUGUCUACUA
Juglans microcarpa x Juglans regia is the source of this 1141-nucleotide messenger RNA. Its product is annotated as disease resistance protein Roq1-like. The coding region runs from base 1 to 756 and encodes 251 amino acids. The transcript has 2 exons. The record is from RefSeq and is a predicted model, not a curated record. Gene Ontology annotation, biological process: defense response. NCBI's taxonomy places the organism in Eukaryota, Viridiplantae, Streptophyta, Magnoliopsida, Fagales, Juglandaceae.